AUGGCUCUUGGUGUAAGAUACAGGGCUGGACUGGCGCAGUUCAACCAAAGGUCAAUUGAGUUGAGCAAGCCGCCGGGGAACCUAAAACCGAAGCUCUCAAGGAAACGAGCAGAGAGGGACAUGUUAGCAUCUGAGACCUACAGCAAGGGGGGCGGGACGGGCAAGGCUAAACUUCUAAAGGCUUCGAAGGAGGUGGAGGAAGAAGAGCGCAUGCUUCCAAUUCUUGUCUCGUCCAUCGGUACCGUCGCAAGCCCGAGGGUCAAAAAAUGGGGACGCAUGGGAGGGUCCAACCCAGGCUUUGCCAGGAUGAGCAUGGGUGGGAACUUGGGAAGACCUCUGGGUUCUGAGCCCAACUUUGGUUUCGACAUUACAAUUCUUGACAGCGGCUGGCUGCUGACAACGAGCUCCUCCUCCUCCUCCUCCUCCCCAACAAAAUUUCUUAGGGCCAGGGCUGUUAGUGUAAACCAAGGGAUGAUGUCAGCUUCCUACGGAGGCACGGCGAGCCGAACGCAUGGUAAGUUGGGGGAACGCAUGGCAAUGCGUGCGAGCUAUGAUCGGAGUGGUGUACCCGACAAGCUCAUUCGUCAACACAGGCUUGGCCAGUGCGCUACCGGACCGUCCGGCCACGUUCAGCCUCGAACUGUUCUAGUCUCGCUGCAAGCACGAGCUGCAGGUUUCGAGAAGGCCGUCCGGAAUUUGUCCCGGCUGGCAAGCUCUUCAUCGGACGAGACGGUACACUUCUCAAGCGCGCUGGCUCUGAUGGAGGCGCAGCGUGCCCAGCAGCAAGGCUUGACAGCCAUUUACCUUCCCACCCAUUUCAUUCCCCGUGUCAGCUGGGUACGGUGUGCCAGAACGUUGUUUCUCACGAUCGACAGUCAUCGACUCCGAACACCUCCCGUCAACGACUUUUACGGUUCUUUCGAACUACCCGUACUUCUCACUAGGGCACGCCCGAUCCGAUCCAGCGUUGGAACUUUCGAUGAGCAAGGCUUUCCGCAGUUCAUUGUGUAA
This is a messenger RNA of Colletotrichum lupini, 1011 nucleotides long. RefSeq lists its product as uncharacterized. Bases 1 to 1011 code for a protein of 336 amino acids. The transcript is spliced from 11 exons. NCBI's taxonomy places the organism in Eukaryota, Fungi, Ascomycota, Sordariomycetes, Glomerellales, Glomerellaceae. The record is from RefSeq and is a predicted model, not a curated record.